CACGUCGCCAGCACGUGGACAGUUCCAACGUGGCGACCAAGGCGAGAGGCAUGAAGGCGGUGAGGACGGUCGUGAGUGCGAUGUGGCUGGCGGCGAUGGCAAUGGCCACUUCGAUCUAUGACUUUACCCUAAAGACUGCGAAUGGCGAAGACUACCCCCUCUCGAACUACGACCACACGCCUGUGAUCCUUGUCGUCAACGUCGCGAGCGAGUGCGGGUUCACCGACAUCAACUACCGAGCGUUGCAGAAAUACUACGACGAGUACCACCAGUUUGGAUUUGAGAUCGUUGCCGUCCCAAGCAAUCAGUUUGGCGCGCAAGAACCAGGCACGUACGACGACAUUGUCCAGUUUGCCAAGACCAACUACAACGUCGGCUUCCGAAUCUUCGACAAGGUCGACGUGAAUGGCCCGAACGCUCACCCGUUGUACACUUGGCUGAAAGCCAACGUCCCUGACGACGACGGCCGCGACGUUGCGUGGAAUUUUGAAAAGUUCCUUGUUGUGGACGGGAAGCCUUGGAAUCGCGUGGCCCACAACGUAAAUCUAGACAAGGUCGAAGACAAAAUUCUGUACGCCCUCGCCCACGAAGCGGAUUACCACCACCUGGACGACCAUCAUGUCGACGAUGACGACGAUAGCCACGAUGAACUCUAACCUCAAUCGAUCGCGCCUCCAAGGUCUCUCUUGUCA
Aphanomyces invadans is the source of this 692-nucleotide messenger RNA. RefSeq lists its product as hypothetical. Lineage: Eukaryota; Oomycota; Saprolegniomycetes; Saprolegniales; Verrucalvaceae. The coding region runs from base 51 to 656 and encodes 201 amino acids. Gene Ontology annotation, biological process: response to oxidative stress. The record is from RefSeq and is a predicted model, not a curated record. The transcript has 3 exons. Gene Ontology annotation, molecular function: glutathione peroxidase activity.